AUGGCAACCAUCACGGAGGUUCGGACGGAUGCACUCGUCCCAACUGAUCUCAUCAUUAAGACAGGUCAGAUCAAAAUCGAAAGCGAAGAGAUCUCGACAAAAGACCUGUCCGAUAUCCCUCUGCCACCACCAUCAAAAUGUCCGACAGAAGUGCUGAGCGUAGAUAAAGGAACCCCAGAUAGCCAUGUUCCUCGUGAUCCUCGGCUCAUCAGAUUAACGGGUGUUCAUCCAUUUAACGUUGAGCCACCCCUCACAGAUCUGUAUAAAGAAGGAUUUUUAACAUCGCCGGAGCUUUUCUAUGUUCGGAAUCAUGGCCCAGUACCCCAUGUUAAGGAUGAAGAUAUCCCUCACUGGGAAAUUAGUAUCGAAGGGCUGGUGGAGAAGCCUUUGGUUUUGAACUUCCGACAAGUUUUGCAGCAGUACGACCAAAUAACGGCGCCCAUCACCCUCGUAUGUGCAGGCAAUCGGCGCAAAGAGCAAAACAUUGUGCGCAAAACAAAAGGCUUUUCCUGGGGAUCGGCGGGACUAUCCACUGCCCUCUUCACUGGCCCAUUACUGUCGGAUAUCCUCCGCAGUGCGAAACCCCUGCGUAAAGCGAAGUACGUCUGUAUGGAAGGGGCGGAUAAGCUGCCCAAUGGUCACUACGGCACAUCUAUCAAGUUGAACUGGGCCCUGGACUCCAACAGGGGCAUCAUGCUUGCCCAUAAAAUGAACGGGGAGUCUCUUCGCCCAGAUCAUGGUCGUCCGUUGAGGGCUGUCGUGCCCGGCCAAAUAGGGGGCCGAAGUGUGAAGUGGCUGAAGAGGCUGAUCCUGACCGAUGCACCAAGCGACAACUGGUACCAUAUUAAUGACAACCGUGUCUUACCGACAAUGGUCUCACCUGAGAUGGCAUCAAUUAACCGAAACUGGUGGCACGAUGAGCGAUAUGCGAUUUAUGACCUAAACACCAACUCCGCCGUUGCAUAUCCCCAGAACAAUGAGGUCUUGAAUAUCCUGUCGGCAGGGCCGUCAUAUACUGUCAGGGGAUACGCGUACUCUGGUGGGGGUCGCAGGGUUACUAGGGUGGAAAUAUCCCUAGACAAAGGCAAAUCUUGGAGAUUGGCGGAUGUCGAAUAUGCAGAAGACAAAUAUCGUGAUUUUGAAGGCGAGCUUUUCGGAGGCAAGGUAGAUAUGAACUGGCGCGAAACUUGCUUCUGCUGGUGUUUUUGGUCUCUAAGCAUCACCAUCCCAGAGCUUGAGAGCAGUGACGCCAUCCUCGUAAGAGCCAUGGAUGAGGCAUUGGGCGUGCAGCCUCGCGAUAUGUACUGGUCCGUUCUCGGGAUGAUGAACAAUCCUUGGUUCCGAGUCACGAUUACGAAAGAAAACGGGAACUUGAAGUUUGAGCAUCCUACCCACCCUAGUAUGCCUACAGGAUGGAUGGAGCGCGUGAAGAAGGCUGGGGGUGACCUAACGAAUGGUAACUGGGGAGAAAGACACGAAGGAGAGGAGCCGACAUCGCCGGAACCCGUGCAAGAAAUAAAUAUGAAGAAAGACGGGCUAAACCGAACGAUCGGUUUUGACGAGUUCAAGGAGAAUUCCAGCGAUAAGAAGCCAUGGUUCAUCGUGAAUGGAGAAGUGUAUGAUGGCCAUGCAUUUCUUGAAGGCCACCCUGGUGGAGCGCAGAGUAUUGUCUCCUCUGCUGGUCUGGAUGUCUCCGAGGAAUUUCUUGCUAUUCAUAGCGAGACGGCAAAGGCGAUGAUGCCUGAGUAUCAUAUUGGAACGAUGGAUCCGGAAGGUCUGAAAGCGCUCAAGGAUGAUACAACAUCCUCGUCCGAUGAAAUUCGCCCAGUGUUCCUCCAAGCACGAUCUUGGACAAAGGCAACGCUGAAAGAAAGGAAAGACAUAUCAUGGGAUACACGGAUAUUUAGUUUCCAAUUGGAACACGAAGGCCAAACAUUGGGCUUACCGGUUGGCCAGCAUCUUAUGAUCAAAGUCCUCGACACAACGUCUAACAAUGAAGCCAUCAUCCGCUCAUACACACCAAUUUCUGAAACCAGCCAAAAGGGGACUGUGGACUUGCUGGUCAAAGUAUACUUUGCAACAGCCACCUCGGCAGGCGGCAAGAUGACGAUGGCCCUGGAUAGACUGCCGUUGGGCUCCGUAGUCGAGUGCAAGGGUCCGACAGGCAGAUUCGAAUACCUUGGAAAUGGACGAGUUCUCAUAAGCGGCAAGGAACGCCAUGUUCGUUCGUUUAAGAUGAUUUGUGGAGGAACCGGUAUCACACCGAUUUUCCAGGUCUUGCGUGCCGUGGUUCAGGACCAGCACGAUCCCACAUCUUGUGUUGUUCUCAACGGUAAUAGGCAGGAAGAAGAUAUACUUUGCCGGGCUGAGCUCGACGGCUUCAUGGCAUCCGACAGCAGAAGGUGCAACAUAAUACACACUCUAUCCAAAGCGCCGGACUCGUGGACAGGCAGACGAGGACGCAUAUCCGAAGAGCUCCUAAAGGAAUAUGCGGCUCCAGAAGAUGAGAGUAUGGUACUGAUUUGUGGUCCACCAGCCAUGGAAGAAUCUGCUCAGAGGAUACUAUUGGCGCAAGGAUGGAAGGAAUCAGACCUUCACUUUUUUUGA
Messenger RNA from Aspergillus pseudotamarii, 2607 nucleotides. RefSeq names its product nitrate reductase NiaD (gene niaD). Gene Ontology annotation, biological process: nitrate assimilation; nitric oxide biosynthetic process. The transcript has 7 exons. Lineage: Eukaryota; Fungi; Ascomycota; Eurotiomycetes; Eurotiales; Aspergillaceae. Gene Ontology annotation, molecular function: heme binding; molybdenum ion binding; nitrate reductase (NADPH) activity. The coding region runs from base 1 to 2607 and encodes 868 amino acids. The record is from RefSeq and is a predicted model, not a curated record.